AGAUUGCUGUACGUGUCAUUAACACCUGUCGUCGCCUGGGAAUCAAAACUGUCGCAGUUCACAGCGAUGUUGACUCUUACAAUAAUUUUGUCUUAAUGGCUGACGAAGCCAUCUGUAUUGGCCCAGCUCCAACAUCUAAGAGCUAUCUCAAUAUGGACGCCAUCCUGGAUGCUGUCAAACAAACUGGGGCACAGGCGGUUCACCCUGGGUAUGGCUUCUUGUCCGAGAACACAAACUUUGCUGCAAAACUGCAUGAGAACGGUGUUACAUUCAUUGGUCCCAACAGUGAAGCCAUCCACGCCAUGGGGGAUAAGAUAGAAAGCAAGAGGAUCGCCACCAAGGCCAAAGUGAACAUGAUUCCUGGACAUGACGGUGUGGUGGAAAGUGUGGAUGAAUGCGUGAAACUAGCCAAUGAGAUAGGAUAUCCUGUAAUGAUCAAGGCCUCGGCUGGCGGUGGUGGUAAAGGAAUGAGGAUUGCAUACAAUGACAAAGAGGCACGCUAUGCCUACCGUUUUUGUAAAGAUGAGGCUGCGUCCAGCUUUGGUGACGACCGCUUGCUCAUUGAGAAGUUUAUUGAGGAGCCAAGGCAUAUUGAGAUGCAGGUGUUGUGUGAUAAACAUGGCAAUGCUCUGUGGCUGAAUGAGAGAGAAUGCUCUAUACAGAGGAGGAACCAGAAAGUCAUUGAAGAAGCACCAAGCACAUUUGUGGACCCAGACAUGAGAAGAGCUAUGGGGGAGCAGGCCACCUCUCUGGCCAGGGCAGUGGGGUACGAUAGCGCAGGAACUGUGGAGUUUCUGGUGGACAACAAGAAGAAUUUUUAUUUCCUGGAAAUGAACACAAGACUCCAGGUGGAGCACCCAAUUACAGAGUGUAUCACUGGCAUUGAUCUUGUUCAUCAAAUGUUGAGGUCGGCCAAAGGUCAUCCACUAGUCCACAAACAACAUGACAUUGGAAUAGAUGGGUGGUCCUUAGAAUGCCGAGUUUAUGCUGAGGAUCCUUACAAGAGUUUUGGACUGCCGUCAGUGGGGCGCCUCUUUACAUACAUAGAACCUUCACAUAUUCCAAAUGUGCGUUGUGACAGUGGCAUCCGUGAGGGAAGUGAAAUCAGUGUGUAUUAUGAUGCCUUAAUCUGUAAGCUUGUGUCCUAUGGUGCCACCAGACAAGAAGCUCUGGACACUAUGGCUAAAGCUCUUGACCAUUAUGCUAUUAGAGGAGUGACACACAACAUCCCCCUACUGAGGGACAUAAUGACAGAGGACAGGUUUGUGAGAGGAGACAUCACCACCAGUUAUCUACAGGAAGUUUAUCCUGAUGGAUUUAAAGGUAAAAAGCUGACCAGUAAGCAGCAGAACCACCUGAUAGCGGUGGCCUGUGCAGUCCAUGUCAAAGAAGCUCUACGACAAAGAUCCUUCACAAACCAGACUAGAUUUCCAGUAUCAAAUAAUGUCCCAUCACAAUGGAAACUAGCGAUAAGGAUAGCGGACGAUAUCCAUCAUGCUUGUGUCACGUGUAGUCAGGGUGCUUUCUGUGUUACUAUUGGGGAGGAGACUUUUGAUGUGGCAGAUAAUUUCACUCUUGGUUUUAAUGUCAUAGAAGCUCAAAUCAAUGGAGACAUUGAGACAAUGAUGCUCCUAACAAAGAUUCCCAUAAAAGAGGCCAGAGGCGUUGUGAAACUAAGGUAUCUCGGAACAGUGUUCAGCCUGCAUGUGAUGCCCCAGGAGUACAGUGACAUGUAUCAGUAUAUGAUCACCAAGCAGGAAGCAGACCUGAGCAGCAUGGUGAUGGCCCCUAUGCCAGGACUGGUCAAGUCAGUGGCUGUGGAAGUGGGGCAGAAUGUAUCUGAGGGACAGGAAAUGUGUGUACUGGAGGCCAUGAAGAUGCAGAACAGUCUGCCUGCAGCAAGAGACGGAAAGGUGAAAGCAGUAAACUUCAAAGCCGGAGACACUGUGGAUGAAGAGGCAGUCAUUGUGGAACUGGAGUAAAACCCUCACCAGGGGGCAGCAUUAGAGAAGAUGGCAGAUGCUGCCAAGGUUCCUUGUAGACACUUAUGCUUCAGUAAUCAUAGGACUGCAGUCAAUCAGCACUUACAGAAGGCAGAUCAUGGGAAAUAAUUGAGAUAAUGUGUGGGUUUGACCAUCAAUUCACAGGAACUUGCUGAAAUUUUGUUUGAAUUAAAUGUAUGGGUUGAACCACUCUUGAACAGGGACUUUGAUUAAUGAGGUAGAUGAUGUAGUAAUAUUGGGUUGAAUAAUACUCGAGCAGGAAGUUGUAUUGGAUGUAAAAUAUACAGGAGGGUUAAUUGCUGACCAGGUUUAUACAAAGAUAUAACAGUUGCCGCUCUCAAGGUGCUUGUUUUGAAUGGUUUUUGUUAUGAUUGUAAAAGAUUUGAUGGACUUUUCAUUGAUGUCAACAAUUAGUGCUCUUAAACAGGAUGGCUCCAUUACUUUAUUGACAGACUUUGCUGAAUACAUGUGUAUUAAUUUGUAAAUGUUUAUUAUUGCUUCACAAUUGUAACAUGCAAAAAAUCCUAUUUACUUGUAUUUAGCUUUAAGUGAACUGGUCAUGUUAAUUCAAGUAUUAUGUAUGGUAUGUCUAUAUGGCUAUAAGGCUUUGUAGAGUUGUGCUUUUGUUCAUGACUGUUGACUAUCUUACGAUAGAUACAGCUUUCAUUUUGAAGUCGUGAGAAUUUAAAUUUUAGAUUGUUCAGUAAAAAUGACAACCAGGAAGUCAUUCUUGUUUUGAUCAUAUCAAAAACAACAGAACAUGAAGGAUAAAAGUAUCUUCAAUCAUCAAUAAAAUUGAAUUCCUUUUUGCGAUGUUGAUACAUUUUUUUUAAAGUUAACACUCAUAGGAGAAAACUAAAUACAAAAUUAUUAGCUGAAAUUUUUAUAUGAAAGUUUUGAAGUGAAUGCAAUUAAUUGCAAAAAAUGUUAUUUAUAUUUGUUAUUUUUAUGUUUUUAAAAAAAUUUUGUUGAAAUUUGUUACAGAUUAUUAUUGACUGUACGGGCUAAAAGUAAAAUAUUAAAAUUGGCUAGAUGAAGCAUUUGUUUUUAGCAAGAAAAGAGUAACCCUCUAUAGCAUUCAUAUCUACUGCACAAAUUGUUAUUUUGCUAAAUUUAUGUUAUUUUGCUUAAUUGAAUUAUGCUAUAUUUUGCCACUCAUGUCAGUUUCUACUGGUAUGUAUUUAUAAAUCUGAUAAUCAUUAAUAUUUCAUUGCUAUAGGCAUUUCAUAUUGCGUCAUGUUAUUGUAAUGUCAUUGUUAAAACAUACCCCAUUUUGGAAGUGGAAUUGUUAAAGUUGCAAAAAAAUCGAAAUUGUUAAGUGAGAUAUAUAAUUAUUUUGAUAUUGCUAUUUAACGUAUUUCUUGACAAACCAAGAAAUAUGAUAUGAAUUUAAAGUUAUUUUUUAAUGAAAGUAAGAAAGUUGCCAUCUUAUACCUGGGUUUUCUCAAAGAGAGCAGAUAGUUUUUGAAAAGGCUGACCCCAAAAAUUACACUUAUUUCCCCUAGGUUAGUUAAAAUAAUAUCUAGAAUAUGACCAAAUUAGAAAUUAUGGCUAGUGUCAAGCUUAUGUUCUUUCCUCCCCCCCUUUCCUGGGUCCCUACCCCUAACGUGAUUUUGGUGAUGCAGUUAUCUUUAACUAAACUUUAGUCAUGAAUGAAGCAAUACAUGUAUUUAUCAAUUUUGUUACUAAUAUACUGAACAAAAUUCAAGGGGAUUUUUUUUUUUUUUUGAUAAAUGUGCACAAUGUUUCUUUAAAAUUGUUUAUGGUUAUUUUUUGAAAGGUGUUGAAUAUUAGUUAUUGAUAAUGCGCAUCUCACUGCAAGUUUAUCAGUGUAUGUCGAGAAAAGUGAUUAAUUUUAUUAUUAUGAUAGUUUAUGUAAUUCAAUUUUUGUCAUCAUUAUUAUUAUUUUUAUUUUGUUCAGUAUAUUUUUCUCUAAAAUCUGUGAGUAAGAGCUAGAGGCAAUAGUGUUUAAAUCUUGUAGUUCUAUGUUUAGAUGUGUAAUGCAGUGUGUUUCUCUGAGGUUUGAUAUUCUUUAGGUCUAGCUUUCAUUACAGUCAUAAUUACACAAACUUUAUAACCAUUAUUUGCUGUACAUAGCAUUAAAUGGAAAUAUACUGCAAUUUUAGCGUGAAAAAUUGGACUCAGAACAAUGAAAAUUCUGACAUAGUUUCAAGGGUAUUGUAUAAAGAGAUUGUCUAGUGUAACAGGCACUGGAAACAAGAAGAAAUGUUUCAGAGAAAAGUCCAUGUACUUUCCUUUUGCUCGAAAGUUUUUUAUUGUUUUGAUGGUGGUGAUAUAUAUAUAGAGAGAGAGAUAGCACAAAUAUAGAGUGAAUGUAAGCCAAAUGCUUUCAUGUCUGAUUUAUACAGCAAUAUACUGAA
Lingula anatina is the source of this 4384-nucleotide messenger RNA. Its product is annotated as propionyl-CoA carboxylase alpha chain, mitochondrial-like. Gene Ontology annotation, cellular component: mitochondrion. Lineage: Eukaryota; Metazoa; Brachiopoda; Lingulata; Lingulida; Lingulidae. Gene Ontology annotation, molecular function: ATP binding; propionyl-CoA carboxylase activity; metal ion binding. The record is from RefSeq and is a predicted model, not a curated record.